AUGGUAUGCAGUUUUUUGCCUUCCAGAACGGCCCUGGCAUGUUGCAGCUUGCGCUGGCUUCUCGCACUGCUUCUCCUGCUACUGCAGGAACGAACCGUGACAUCGAUUGGGACUGGCAUUCCUCCAGAGCGAGUCAGCUCAUUAGCAGGUGAGAUCACGCUGUACCUACAAACUCCGACAGAUGCUGUUGAGUGCGAGCUCUUCCGAGACAGUGGCGUUGGGGAUCAGCCUCGCUUCGAGGUCUACAGGGGCCCGUGCGAGGUUGCUGUGAGGGUUGACGGCUUGCAAGUGGACCGGAACUACCAGUUCCAAGCUCGCGGUAUUGAUGCGUCUGGACUUGAAGGUGGACGCAGCGAGAUCGUAAGCUUCAUCAGUGCUGGAGUUCCUGAAUGGCAAGGGCUGCUGCCGGCGUUGGAGAAGGUUGGCUCUGACAACAUCAAGCUCAUUUGGCCCGUGCCCGCCAACGGUGGCUCGCCGAUUCUGGGUUAUCACGUUGACAUCGAGGCAAAUGGUGACGGAAGUUGGGAGCGCAUCUACGAUGGUACAAAUCAGCCGUCGCAGCAUACCUUCACGGCUACCGGACUACAUGCCUCACUGACGUACCAUUUCCGUGUUUAUGCAGAAAACCGAGUCGGCUUCAGCAGCUUUACAGAGGCUUCAGUACGGAUCUCCGACCUCAUGGCUGCCGAUGAUGCCAGACCCGAGGGCGUGCCGGUGUCGCUGAGUGCGGAUGUGGAGUACACUGCGAGAAUUCGAUCAGUUGACCCUGUCACCAAGCUGGACGAGUCAGUGGGCGGCCGGCGCUUCAUCCUGUCGGUGCAUGAUGUGUGCGAGAUGGACUCCACCGGCGCCGUCUGCGUUCGGGUGGCGCAGCCGCACCCGGAAGUCGCUCCAGAUGUUUUGGGGCAGCCAAUUUGCUGUACUCAUUCCGUGGACUUAGACAGCGGAAUCUACCGCUUUGAUUACACUCUGCGGAAGGCGGGGAAGUACUCUCUUCUGGUCCAAGCCAUCGAACCAGGAGGUUUACUUGGACAGUACUGGGACAACCAGUGGCUCUACGGCAUGCCAGUGGUCACUCGACAGGACCCUGAGCUGAGCUUCGAUUGGGGCCUGGGCGCCAUCGCCCUCUACGCCUCCGACUUCGUAUCGGUGCGGUGGACAGGUUUCGUGUUGCCCGAGUAUUCGGAGACCUACACAUUCUAUGUACGCGCCGAUGAUUCUGCCAGGCUCUGGGUGAACGGAGUUCUCCUUUUCGACAAGUGGGAUGAGUGCUGCCAGGAGUUCUGGGGGCACAUCGCUUUGACGGCUGGAGAGCUGGCCUCCAUCCGCUUGGAGUUCCGAGAGGUCGCUGGCAACGCGUCUCUCAACAUGGAGUGGGCCUCCUUCUCGACCCCUCGAGGUCACAUCAGUCCUGGCCAGCUGUUCAAGGGCCCGGUCAUCAACGGAGCACCUGUUCUGCUGGAGGUGGCCACCGGAGCCGUCAACGCGCAGAACAGCGUGGCUUUCGGUGAAUUCCUCACCGGUGCACGCUGUCUGGAGUCCCGCGCCUUCUAUAUUCAGGCGAAAGACACAGCAGACAACUUGUUGAAGAGCAACCAGGAGGUCUUCCAGGUGGCCUUCAAUGGGCCUGUGACCUUCACAGUGGUCUCCGCACCCGUGAACCCCGAAGCUAUGGACGGUCUCUACAAAGUUGAGUACCUCGUGAGCGUAGCUGGGGAGUACCGCGUGUCGGUGGCCAUGAAUGGACAGCCCAUCAAGGACAGUCCCUUCCAAUUUAUCGCACGACCUGGCAAGGUGUCGUCCGAGUACUCCACGGUGUCUGGCCUGGGCGCCAUCGAGUUCACUGCUGGAACGGAGCAGACCUUCAUUGUGCAAGCCCGGGACGCCUACUACAAUGCGCUAGAUGAAGAGGUUGGUGAUGUUACUGCCUCGAUCGAUUUUGAGAAUUAUGACACGCUGACUACCAUGAACGUGCUAGAUGACACGCCUUUGAACGAUGCGGAGUUUGGGCGGUAUUUCUAUGGCACAUCCACAUACAUAGGCAGCGGUCAGUAUGAAAUCAAGUACACUGGGCUUCGGGAGGGUUCGCACAAGCUCUUCGUCAAGAUCAAUGGCGGCAACGUCUUCCAGUCGCCCUUCAACAUCAGAGGUUUUUCCGCCGCUGCACCCUACGGACCUAAGAGUCUGUCAGAAAGCUCAAAGCCUCCAGCCACCGCCGUGGCAGGGGACGAGAUCACCUUUCAAGUGCAGCUUCGCGAUCCUUACGGCAACAUCCUGGCAUCUUCACCUGACGGGGCCAUUGUCAUCCGGGUGAGCUCGACGCCGCCUGUGAGCCAGGUGGAUGAGGGCGUUUGCAGUCCAGCCACGAGUGGCAGCACGGGUCUCUUCGAUUGCACGGUGACUCCGACGGUGAGUGGACAGCGCCUGCUGUCGGUACAAGUUGAUGGGGUGGAGAUCUCCAAGCUCGAGACAGAGCAGCUGCUGUCGCAGUUGAACGUGACACAGGGGCCUUUCGCCCUGUUUGUCGAGCCAGCAGCAGUCUCCCCGGCAAACACUGCGGUGUACUACGUGCAGCCAAGCUACCAGGCUGGCGAAACGGUGGAUGCCAUGGUCCAGCUGAGAGACCAGUUCGGCAACAACCGCACCAGCAGCUCUGCGACUUUGCUCUUCCAGGGACGCUUCGGACCGAGCACUUUGCAGUACACCGAUCAUAACGAUGGGACUGUCACCGUGAAGGUGGGAACGCACUUGGCUGGCCAGCAUCCUUUGCAGAUCACGCUGGCCGGCGUUCAGAUCUCCAACACACCCACGCCAGAGAUUCCGGUGUACAGCACGAUCGCCAAGUUCGAUGGCACCGACUGCGCGAUCCCGGCACAGAUCAGCGCCGGCAUCCAACAUCCGUUCCAGUGCUUUCCUCGUGACACCUUUGGCAACAAAGUGGUUGAUAACGACCUCUUCAUCAAGGCGGAGUUUGUGAACAUGGACUUCACUGCGCCUAUUGUGACGGUGGCUGGGGUUUACAGCCUGGUGGACGACAACUACGACUUCCCGCUGCAGAUCAACAAAGUGGGCGCCUACUCUGUGGUGACUCAGCUUUGGGCUCGUGGUGGGCUGAUUGGCCGCUACUACCGCACUCCAGGCUUCCAAAGCUUGGUGUCCUUGCUGUCCGACCGUCCACACCAGGGCUUGGCACUUUUUGAGUACACGAGGGUAGACCCCAAUCUGGACAUCAUUUGGCCAGACAUCCCAGUGGCCACAUGUCCAGAGGACUACUUCUCGGUCCAUUGGCAUGGUUACCUGCUGCCCAAAGCAACGGGGCUACACAGCAUCCGCAUUGAAGCAGAUAAAGGUGCUCGAGUGAUGGUUGGGUCUGAAUGGGUUAUCGACGAGAUCAACUCUGACACGGCGGUGCGAGCUUCCGCACAGGUGACGCUGACAAAUCAUGUGCCUGAAUACAUUGAAGUGCAGUACAAGCAUGCCGCCGGGACAGCCUACGUGCGCCUCUACUGGGCCGCCACAGAGUUCGAGGACGAGCUGGUGCCCAGCCAACAUCUUUUGCACCCGCUGAACGUCCUGCCGCUGGACACUACCACCACCGUGGUGCCUCAAGAAGCGGCAAGUACGUCUGUGGCAUCUGGAGAUGGACUGGCAACUGUCACUGCUGGCCAGGACAAUUCCUUCAUUGUGCACACGCGUGAUUCAGAAGACAAUCCUCGUUCCACGCCAACGACAUCAGUGUUGACUGGAUACCUGGGCCCUGAGCCUGCCGUGACACUCUCCUUCACGUACUUGGGAGGCGGAAAUUACACAGCAACUGUGAACCCGAUCACCUCCGGCGACUUCAACAUGCAUGUGCUGGUCGAUGACAACCCCCAUGAAGCCAUGGCAAACGAGAAUGGCCUGGUGUCCUUCUUCCUGGCGGUAUUUGCGCCGGAGGGCUGGCCCAGUUCCGUUGCUCCGGAGUAUGGCCGCUACCAGCUUUGGGACACCAUCCAGCAGGUGACCUUCUUUGUGAACACCGUAAUUAGCAAGCAGGCCGUGAUGAAAUUUCACGGGGUGGGGGACCCAACAAAGACUCCUGCCGAAGCGACGGCACUGCAGAUGACUAGAGGGCUCCUUGCAACACUGAUUUGCAUGGCGGUGGCAACUCCGCACUUCACCGACCUAUACCGUACGUUUCCAAAGGUCUUCCGCAUGUCCUCGGAAAUGGUCAAUGCAGUGGGCCACUGUGUGGAAAUUCUUGCGGCGAUUUUUACGCAAAUCACAUCAUUUCUCUAUUUGGGCCCUGCAUUGUGUCUGGUGGCUGGCACCAUGUCUGGCGCAGUGCGCUCCGUGAUCCUGCAGCACUUUGCAAAGGGAGGCACUUUGCCAGCAGGCCAAGAGCCGGACUUUGGCGACAUAUCCCUGAAAGAGAGCAACCAGGACAAAGCUGGGAAGGUGUUCGGCCUCUUUGUCGGGGUGGGUCUCCUGCUGAACUUCAUAGGGAUUGGCUCUGGAGAGAAGGCAGAAGAAGCUUCUCUGCAAAGCAGCCUGGAGUGGUUUCUUGUGCUUACGGUACUUCACUUGCUUGGAAAUGUGCAAGCUGUGCGGCAGCUUGCCAUCAAGUCAGAUCAACCAUCCAAGACGGAGGCCAAUGAGAAGACCGGGCAGGGCUUCCUGCGACGGAUGUUCCUCCCGAAGGGCUAUCCAGACACAGUGGUGGCAUCUUAUGCGCGCUACCGCGGAUGGUUGCUGGUGAACGUCCUUGUUGAUUAUCCAAAGCAGGUGGUCACAAGCAUGCUUUUCUGGGGCAACAUCUACGGAGUAGGAAAUGCUGACAGCUCACCUGUGCGAGCUGUCCUGAUUGACAUCUUCAUGAUGACGACAGAUUGUACAGUGGGCCUCAUUGCCGGCCUGCCGAUCUUCUCGCGCAUCUUUGACUAUCGCAAGAAGAAAUGGUGGUACAUUGCGGGCAGUGUCGGCCGUAUCUGUGAUUUUAUCCAGCUGGCCGCCAUCCUGGCACCGAGCUGGUUCUUCGUUCUCAUCGUCACUGCUCGCGCUGGAUGUGCUUUCGCAGCCACGUCCAACAGCCGCAUUGCGGGAGCCGUUCCGCCUGCCUUGAUGCGGAAGGAGUGCGCAGAUCGAAAGGAAGUUGAACUGAUUCAUGUCAAUAUCGCAAGCAGCAAUCAGGAGAGAGCCGUCGGACUUCCAUCUGGCACUCUGUGUAUAGCUUUCCUUUACUACAUGGUCUUUUCCGGAUGGCAGCCCAGUCUUCGACUGCAAGUCCUGGCUUACGUCUUUCUUCAGGCGUUGAGCUUCCUCGCCAUGUGGGGCUCGUACAAGAACCUGCCGCCUUUGCCAGGUGAAGCGGACUUGUCCGCGCCGCUGGUGGCGCGGCGCACAUCGGAGGUGUACUGGGAGGAGCAGAAUGACUUGGACUCAGAGCUCCUGAACUCCUACAGCGGCCCUGCUUCGGCAAAUCCAGUACGUGUUGACAUCGUGGGCUCGCCAUUCAUGCCACGCGUACUUCCAGGGCCAACCAGUGCAACCCACAGCAAAAUCACCGGCACCGGCCUGGAAUAUGCGGAAGCUGGCGUGGAGGGCGUAUUCUAUGUGACGCUACGAGAUGCCCAGCUGAACGAGAGGGGUACCUCGAUCGGAGAGCCAGUCACCCUGGAUGAUAGCAGGAUGACCUGUGCAGAUCAGGGUUUAGGAGUGUACAGGUGCUCCUAUCUCAUCACUGAGGCACAAGUUCUCAACGUGGUACUGCGAGUGAACGGACAACCUGUGAACCCCGAUGCGCCACACACCUUCCCGCUGACCAUCAAUCCUAAGCCUAUCGACUCCACCAGCGGGGUGAGCUAUGUCUAUGCCUUCACCACCUUCUUCCCCGAGAUCAGAAGGAGCACAGACAACACAGUCGUCUUCCAGGUUAGAGACGAGUUUGGGAACGAUGUACCAGACCAGGGUAACAAUUUUAUGAUUUGCGAAGCAGCUGGUCCGGAGCAGAAGACGCCUCCCUUUCAUCCGCCCCUGGAUGUAGUGAGAUAUGCCCCCGGCCUGUUCCGAGUCAACCUAAGACUCGAGACGUCUGGCCUUCACCAGGUGAGUUGUUAUGCUCUGAACAAGGGUGGGAUCAAUGCGCGGUACUUCAACAACCGCUGGGUGGAGGGCGUGCCGGCGAUCUCCCAGGUGGACACCGCUAUCGAUUUCAACUGGGGCGAAGGUUUGGUCACCGCUGACUCCUCGGACUAUGCCUCGGCGCAGUUCGACGGGUACCUGCAGGUUCCGACCGCGGCCAACUACACGUUCUACAUCACCGCCGAUGACGGCGCCAAGAUGUGGCUGGAUGACGAGCUCAUCUUGAGCCAAGAUACUGCGGGGCAAUACCAGACCCUGCGGCCCAUUGAGCUCUCGGGGUCCAGGCUUUAUCAUGUCCAGGUGAUGUACUACGAGCGCACGGGUUUUGCCCGCAUGCGCUUGGAGUGGUCCAGUGAUCAAGGUCUCCUGCGCGAAGUCAUCGCUCAGGACUCCUGGUUCCAUUCAAGAAGCCGGCUGGGCCUCUUCCCGCAGUCGGUGCUGGUGUACGACAAGCCAGGACCAGUCGAGGCCUUUUACCAUCAUGACUUUGAGUAUGAUGUGAACCACUUGUCUUGGGUGCCUCCUCAAGAUAACGGAGCAAAGCCAAUCCUGCUUUACCGGCUUUACCGAGAUGACGGGAUGGGAGGGGCAAUCGAUAAUUCGCUGGCUUUGCUCGAUGCGAACACCUUCUCCUACUCGGACACCGGUCUUGUCACCGGACAGGUCUACUACUAUAGGAUUAUGGCAACGAAUGGUGAUGAUGGCGAGCCAGUGACAAUCUCGGCACAGCCUUCGGUACCCCCAGUGCAGCCCGAUCCGGCGCUGCUGGUGAGAACGGACACCGGCAGCAUGACCUUCCUCUUCACCCCGCUGACCGGGGCGCCCUCGGGUUGGUCCCCGACGGUUCGCUAUACUCUCUACCGCAAUGAUGGUCUUGGUGGUGUGCUACGGUUUUCCUAUGAGGGUGAUAUGGAUGGAACCUCUGACGUGGAACUGACAAUCGGUGGACUUGUUGAAGGCCGACAGUACCUGUUCCAAACCUCCUACUGGAGCCGCAUCGGACAAAGCCCACUGAGCGAAGUCACGGCGGUGGUGUGCUGCGAGUUCCGCAAGCCCGGCAGCCCGCCGAUCAACUUGCGCCGCGAGGGCGACCAGGGCAACGAGAAGAUCUCACUGGCCUGGGACGCUGUGACGGACAUUGGGUCAUCAUCAUUGAUAUAUUACAGACUCUACAUGGAUGACGGUUACACGGAGAUAUCCAAAAACACGGCCUCUGGAACCACGACGACUGAGUUCUUCGAGUUUCUGACCGCUGGCAACCCUUACAGAUUCGCCGUGGCCGCAGUCAAUGCAGCUGGUGAAGGCCCCCGCAGUGAGCGCAUUACUCUCACGGCCUCAGAUGUUGCAGGGCAGCCAUAUGAUGUUGCGUCAACGUAUCAGUCCAGCUACCGCAUUGACCUCUCUUGGAAGAAGCCGCUUCUCACGGGUGCAUCCGGAAUGAGUGGUUACAAAGUCUGGGUGGAUGAUGGCAAUGGCGGCUCCAUUGCCAACCUGAUUUGGGAUGGAGGAACGAAAGCUGCUACGUUGUACUACUCGUGGCAGCCCGUCUUCUCGGACGGCACAGUUGCCCUGCUGGCUGGCCACACGUAUCGCUUCCAAGUGCAGAGUGUGAAUCCCACCGGCGACGGUGCGAGAUCCAACAUCUUUUCUAUUGUGGCAGCCUCAAAGCCUAGUUCCCCCGGAAGGCCAUCGGUGGACAGGGCUUCAACAUCGUCCUCUGCUGUACACCUCUCAUGGGCUGCUCCAGACAAUGGAGGCUCCCCCAUCCUCGGGUAUGUUGUUGAGAGGAAGACCUCCCCCACCACUGACUGGAUUCAGCUGACAACAGCCGGCGACUACUACACCUCGACCAGCUACAUCGACACCCACAACUUGGUGGCAAGUGCCUUCUACAUCUAUCGGGUCUCCGCAUUCAACUUGGUGACAGUUGGUGAGACGCUGUACUCGCCCGAGGCAACCAUCCCAGCAGCUGCUGUUCCAACUGCUCCCACCGUCACAUUUGUCACAUCCACUGAGACGACGAUUACAGUCUCCUGGGAUAUCCCCGCUUCUGAUCUCACUGUGACAGGAUUCAGGCUUUAUGUGGACAGUGUUCUGAAGUAUGACGGUGCAGGCGUUAGCACCGUCCGAACGUUCACACUGGCGGGCUGCACAACAGGCAACAUGCAUGACUUCCGAGCCACAGCCAUCAGUGACGCUGGCGAAUCUACUUACUCAGCUUCUUUGCCUCGAUAUUGCGCCAGGCGGCCAUAUCCACCAUUACAACCAUCUCUGAAGACGACAACACUCCUCACAGUGGAAAUCCAAUGGAUGGCUCCAGCAAACAAUGGCGGGAUGCCCAUCGCUGGCUACAAAAUUCAACGCUCCAACCAUGACGUCUAUUUCUUCGGCACUGUCCAGUGCCUUCAGACAGACGGAUCAUACUUGACCAUUCUGCCGGAGAAUAUGCACUCUUGUCUGGAUGACACUGCAUUCUUCUGCCCGCAGCGAAAAUGCAAGUAUCGGGUUUUGGCCAUAAACGGGAUUGAAGAUGAUAACUUCGCCGACGUGUCGCCAUAUCUCGUGGCGACUGCAGCGGAUUUGCCCAACCCCCCUGCGGAGGUGACAAGGGAAGAUCCACCAGAGACCAAGACUGCCAUCGAGGUGCUUUGGUCACCUGUGACCCUCGACGCUGACACUGGCGGCUCUUUGGUAAUCGGUUACCGAGUGUACGCCAACACGGGCAUUGAUGACAGCCUCUCCCUGGUCUUUGAUGGCUCAGGAAGCCCCUCUGUUCGUUCCUUCAAGCAUACCGGGCUCGUUCCUGGCAGGCGGUACUGGUACCAGGUGGCUAGCGUCAGCAGCGUGGGCGAGGGUUUGCGCAGCAACAUUUCCACCUUUCUGGCCGCGGAGCCACCGGCAGCUCCCCUGCAGCCGCGUUUUGUGACCGCCGACUUUGGGUCCAUCACCAUUGGCCUCGACCCGCCGCCCUCGGACGGCGGCUCCCCCAUUGUCCGUUAUGCUAUCUACCACAAUGACGGAACGGUGAACGGCCUGCUGACUACGCAGGUGUUGGUUUGUGACAUGUCCCGCACAGACUUUGAGGUGCCAAACCUUCUGCUCGGGCGUGACUACCAGAUCCAGAUCCAAGCACAUGCUGACUGCCCCUCCGGCACUGGUACUUCCCUUCAUGCUUUUGACACGGACGGCAUUUGUGUGGAUGACACUGCCUGCACCCUCCCAGGAGCCAGGAGCGGAAUUGCGCUCUAUACCACGACCGAUGUGCCCGACAUCGUCGCUCUGUCAAAGGUGGAUGGCAGUCAGACCCGAUCGACCGUGACAUUUAGGUGGAGUCCACCGGGGACAGAUGGAGGAAGCCCCAUCACCAGCUACGAGCCGUACCGCGACGAUGGGCUUGGCGGUGACUUCGUGCGUGUGGAUGUGCUUCCCACGAACUACUUCGAGGUGGAUACUGACCUAUCAGAAACUGGGAACGAGUACAAGUACUCCGGCUUGGUCACGGGUCGGCGCUACAACUUCUUCAUGGCGGCGUGCAACAAGCGCGGUUGCCGCAGCGGCACUAUCCUUGGGCCUUUGACGGCAGCAGCGCCACCAAAUCAGCCAGAUCCGCCAGUGGCAACUGCCACAUCUGCGAGCCCCGCUGUGAUCAACUUCACCUGGAGUCCACCGGACAAUGGCGGCAUGCCCAUUUUGAAGACGGAGAUUCAGAGGGAUGACGGCCAGGAGGGCCUGUUCUCCGUGCUCGCAGAGGUGAGUGCACCUGAUUUCACCUACUCAGACUCAACCGUGGUCGCUGGCUACACCUAUCGGUACAGGAUUCGAAUCCAUCACGAGCAGUCGGCGAGCGAUUUCAGCAACUUGGCCACCUUCGUGGCAGCAGGCCUGCCAUCGCAACCCACUGCUGUCACGCUGGUGUCGCAGUCGCAGUCCAGCAUCACUGUCUCUUGGACCACGCCCACUGCCAAUGGGGCAGACAUCUACCAGUUUAUCCUUCGGCGCGAUGAUGGCCUUGGCUCCACACUCACUCAAAUCUAUCGUGGUGCGGCAACAACAUUCCAGAGCAACGACCUGGCCACCGGUCGCUACUACUCCUUCACCGUUGCGGCCCGGAAUGCAGCAGGUGAAGGCCCCGAGAGCGUGGUGCAGAGAUUUCUUUCGGCUUCGAUGCCGAGCCCUGUCGGCCAGCCGGUUCUGACCACGUCUUCCUGCUCUGGGGGGUCGGUCAGCUUCAAAUGGACCGUUCCAGAGGACGAUGGUGGAUGCCCGGUGAUUCGCUAUCGAGUUCUGCGAGAUGGCACUCCCACGGGCACAGAGGUGCCGUCAACAACCAUUACCUACUUCACAGCAGGCCUUGAAUGUGCAACUGCAUAUACCUGGAGCGUCCAAGCAAAGAAUUGCCUGGACACGUGGGGCAGCGACUCACCCUACUUGGAGACCUACACGGCAUCCCUCCCUGGUCAGGUGACAGGAUUGAAUGCCACCCACGUGUCUGCGACGGAGCUUCUGUUCAACUGGAUGCCCCUUCUCGGCACCACGGAGAUUGGUUCCACUGAUUACGGCAUUUUGAAGGGCUACGAGCUGUGGAUGGACGACGGGCUUGGAGGCAAGUUUACCCGCGCGUACGACGGCUACAACAAGCCCUUCGAGACCUACUUUGUGGCAACUGGUUUGGUGCCAGGGAGGACCUACCGCUCUUACGUGCGUGGAAUGAACGUGGUCGGCGCGGGUCCAGACUCCGACGUGCUGUACCGUGCCAUGGCCGUGGAGCCGUCUGCCCCCAGCGACCUGCAGGUCUCGUCUGCGGGCGCCGAGACAGUGCUGUGCACCUGGAAGCCGCCCCAGAACAACGGCGGGGAGCCUGUGCUUCACUACGUGCUGGAAUACGCACCAGAGCCGCUCUUCAACACAUGGCAGGAAGACGGGCCGUACCCAGAUAACACUCAGUUCACCAAGCUGAUCUACAACCUGAACCAGGGAACAGUGUAUCAGUUCCGCAUCAAGGCGGUGACAAAUGCGGGAGGUGGCUCCUACUCCAACGUUGUUUCGCAUGUGGUGGGCACUGCUCCCACAGCAUCCCCCACUGGCCUGACUCGUGCCGCAACCACUUCAGUCUCAAUGACUUGGGCGUGGUCUCCGCUGCCAGUCGCAGAGACUGGUGGUGCUCCCCUGGGUGGGUACCGCUUGUACAUGAACUCUGGACGAGAUGACCUCACUUCGUUGGUCUACGAUGGGAGUGACAAGCCUUCAGCCACAGAGUUCACUGCCACGUCUUUGGUGUGCGGCAGAGUGUACAAGGCAGAGGUGUCGGCCGUGACCAGCAUCGGUGAAGGCGCUCGCAGCGCAGUCGCUGCCUUCAAGCUGGCACACACGCCAUCACAGCCUCGUUCAGCGAGGGCGGUGGCAAGUAGCACAAGCUCGAUCACGCUGGCCUGGGACAUUCCGGAGAGCACCGGCUGCACUGAGCUGGAGUUCUACCGCAUUGAGAGGGACUCAGGGCAAGGCUUUCAAGCCAUCGCAAAUGUGUCUACUCCAGUGCAAACGUACACGGACAGCGAUUCGCUGAGUCCUGGUCAAAUGUACAUCUACCGCAUCGCAGCGCGCAACGAAGCCUUGGAAUAUUUUGGGUCUCACAGUUCUCAUGUCACUGCAUUUGCUGCGUCCCUGCCGGGUCUGACACAGAAUCUGGGAUAUGUUGCCUCCACCAGGACAUCUAUCACCCUGAUGUGGGAGCCUCCCGCUGACACUGGUGGCGCCAUGGUGGACUUCUACCGCGUCCAAGCUGACGACGGACUUGGCGGUUCCUUUGGUGAUGUCGCAGUAGUCGCUGGCACCUACACGACCGUGGAGUAUUUGACGCCGGGAAGGCCGUACCGAUUCAGGGUAGCGGCAGAGACUGUGGUCGGAACCGGGCCCUACACGGCCGUCUUCCAGCAGGUUGUGGCCGCUGUGUCGGGGAAUCCACAAACUCCGCUGGUGGAGACAAUCGACGGAUACACGGACCGCAUGCGAGUUACCUGGAACGAGCCGUUGGAAAAUGGUGGCUCAUUGACGCUGGGCUACAAAGUCACAUUCGACGGCCACUGUGACCGGUACGACGGCACCAGUGUAUCUUCAAUCACAUCAGUGCAAAUCAUUUGCUCCACUGGAAAGCAUCACUUCAUUACAGUGUCUGCGCGCAACAUUGUGGGCUGGGGCGGUCCGAGCCCAUCGGUGUCGCGGGUUUGCGGCGCCGAGCCAUCUGCUCCGGUGAACUUGAGGCUGAAGAUGAACACACCGGCAAAGCCCUUGGACAUGGUUGACCAGCGAACACCAAGCUCGAUGACCAUUGAGUGGAAUGAUCCGCAGAUGGAUGGAGGGAGUGUUGUCAAGUCUUACCAGCUCUACCGUGAUGCUGGGGACGCCUCGGGCAUCUACACUUUGGCUUAUGUUGGCAGCAAGCGCAGUGCCACCAUCCACUCCUUGACCAACGGUCGCACCUACCGCUUCUAUGCCGUAGCCGUCAACGAUGUGGGAGCAGGAGAUCGCACUAGCGUCUUCGCAGCGGAGAUGCGCUGCACUCCGCGCGCGCUGGUGGCCGCACCGUACAAGGUUUCUGGCAGCCCAUGGUCCCUGUCUCUGGCCUGGCCAGAGACAGCAGACAACUGCGGCCGCGCAGUGUCUGGCUACCGGAUCUACCGCGACGGCAAUUUGGUCCACCCGCUCUCCAAUCAGUUUACUGCUAUGCCAAUGCUGGUGGGCCUUGUAGGCACAGAUCAAAUAACUCUGCGAUUCACUGCUGGGACAUCUGGCUCUGCCUGGGCCAUUGUUGUGGCCGACGACGACAGCUUGUACACUCCAGCGCCCACCUCAACUCCGUCAAAGGUGAAGGCAGGUGAUGGUGCAAUCGGGCGGCCGAGUUGUCGUGCCACAUCGGUUCCUAUGACCGCCGACGUUGCACAAGAGCUUCUGAUGCAUGGCUGCGGCAUGAUGGGCAUGGGCUGGUACUCAGUUUUCGCCUACGUUGAAGCGUAUGACGGUUUAGACAAUGAUGGAGCCAUGUUUGGACCUUUGCGGUUCCAAGUGCCUGCGGCCUCCAACUUCUUUGCCGUUGAGCCAGCUGUCUCAUCUCUGACAAAGGAUGGCCUCACCGUCACGUACACACCAACAGCCUCCGCAGGCAUGAGCUACGUGAUGAUUGCAGCCGAAGCAGAUCAUGCAACACUCACUCUGCAGAACAUCAAGGCCUUCAUGAGCGCUGUUGGGGACGCCACUUGCAAGUGGAGCGGCUUCGUCAGCCACAUGCAAGCAAGUGUAAUGCUUACUGGCUGUCGUUUGUACGGGGGCAGCAAAUACCGCCUGUUCGUGUACGUGGAGGACGGCAGCAUGCGUGACGACGGUGUGCUGGCCGACCUCAUCGAGCUGGACGUGCCACCAUCAAACGACUUCACAGGAGCUUACCCUUAUCCAAGACUCGACGCUACGCCCACCACCAGCACAGUAUCCAUUGAGUUUGAGCCACGGGAGGCCAGCGGCAUGCUAUGGGCUGUGGUGCUCCCUGAGAUUGAAGCACUCUCUGCGACGGUCGCUGGCAUCAAAGCUCAGACAGGUGCACUUUGCUUCAAAGCCGGCCUGGCGAUCGCAGCAGGGCUGCAGAGCUUCGCCGUCGAGAACUGCGCGCUGAGCCUGGAGGUUUUGUACAAGGCAGUAGUGUACAUUGAAGAUGGCGCUGCAGACAAUGACGGCGCCAUCGGCCCUGGCAUCGACGUCAUGGUGCCAGCGAACGGCACAACAAACUCCCUCGCAGCGUAUCCAAAGCUGGUAGUCAUUGGUGGUGCCGUGGCCAGCUCUGAUGGCAUCACCUUUACCUUUGCCGCCGCCAGUGCUGGGCGGCUUUGGGCCAUGGUGGUCCCCGACCACGUCGGUGACUGCAUGACCGUGAGGGCCAUGAAGUUCUUGCGAGAUGCGCUUUGCAGCAGAUGGAAUUAUGUCAUCAACGACCAGACCCAAACCAUCACUUUGACUGGAUGCAAUCUGAAAGGUGGCGACGAGUAUCGCCUCUUCGUGUACGUCGAGGGGCCCUACAACAGUGACGACGGCGUGCUCGCACCGGCCAUUCCGUUCUUGGUGCCCGUGACCAAUACCUUCACGGUCCAGCCGGUCGUCACUGGGGACUUGGUGUCUCCGGAUGGCUUCUCCCUGACGUUCACGGCCUCAGAGACCGAGGGCAAGGUGUGGGCCAUGGUCGUUGCAAAUAUCCACGAGCAGUGGGUGGACCCCAACGCCAUCAAGGUUGGCACCUACUCGUUGGGAAGUGCACUUUGUCAUGUUCAGAGUCAAAUCAUCGGUGCGACAGCCGAGACCAUCGCAAUGACACAAUGUGCGUUGCAAAGAGGAGUGUCUUACAAGGCAUUCGUUUAUGUGGAGGGCUUGAACUCAACCUACACGGACGGACAAGCAUCAACACCAGUAACGGUGCUCGUGCCGCCCGUCUCCAUGAAGUUCCAGUCAGAGCCAGCACUGACGGCAUCGGAGCUGACCUCCCACAUAGCGUUCCAGUUCACUGGGGAGGCAACAGACCAAGGAGCUGCUGCAGUGGUGGCCGGACAUCUUUGGGCCAUGGUGGUCACAGAUGCGCAGGCGGCCUAUGUGAGCCGAGCAGCAGCGACUAAUCUGACUGGCGCCUUGGGAGGUUCCAAUUGCCAAGUUGAUGGGCAGAGCACUGUUGGUGGAAACUCAGUGGUGACGCUCAGCCAGGUGCCCGUGGCUCUUUCAGACUGCCAGUUGCGUCACGGGACGGCCUACCAGUUGGUGACAUACUUGGAGGACACGCAGCUUCGCACGGACGGAACCUUGCACUUCACCAAGAUCAAGACACCCCCAGGUACUUCCAACACGUUCACAGAGUUGCCCGUGGCAUCUCGCAACGCCUCAGCCGAGACUGAGGUUUGGGUGAACUUCACGGCCAGCACUGCUGGAAGAGCCUGGAUCAUCGUCUUGGAUGCAGGGUCUAUAGGUUCUGCCACUGCGACCUCCGUGAUGGAUGGCAGCGGUGCGGUGGGCGGCUCCCUCUGCCAGAGCACCAUCGACAUUGACACUACACUGGUGACCAUGGAUUGCACAUUGUCCUACUCCAUGGACUACGCCGUCAUGGUAUACGUGGCAGAUGCCGGCUGGCAUGACGAUGGCUCUUUGGCAGCUGCAACCUUGCUGGCAUAUGGCGUCACCCUCGAGGCCCAAGACAAUGCAACUGAUGGCCUGGUUUCGCCGGUGAUACCUGGCAGAUCCAACUACUUCCUUGAGGUGCCCUCGUUGGUAGCUGCGUCAGUGACCACGAACAGCUUCAGCGUGUCCUUCUCCGCCGCGAAUGCAGGGCUGGCCUGGAUCAUUGCCAUCCCGGCGAACGAGGCAUCAUCCACGGAUAUCAUGACUGUCGUGACCGGCUCCACAGCCAUUUGCACUGCUGCGAGCGCGAUCUCCGGGAGUGGCGCCACGGUCUACCCGGUGUCCUCUUGCAGCUUCACAGCUGGCUGGAACUAUGCUGUGCUGGUCUACGUGGCCAACCAAGCUGGUGGAUAUGACGGCGCCCUCUCUGCGGCGGUGCCCUUGAGGAUUGAGCCUUCCAACAACUUCCUGGUGUUGCCAUACCUGACGGAGGUGCCUUCCACCAACCAGGUGAAAACCAAGUUCCAAGGCAGCGCUGCCACAGGCAAGGCCUGGGCAUGCGUGGUGCGGGCUGAAAAUGCUACAAGCAUGACCGUGACCGAUGUGAAGAGUGGCUGCGAUGGCUGCCAGUCUGGAGAGGUCACUUUGACGAGCACCGCGGAGCUGGAAGUCACGCUUGCAGGGUGCAACCUGGAGAUUGGCGCCGAGCACAAGCUCAUCGCUUACUCGGAGGACACGACCAACUCCAACGACGGUUUCCUGUCCAUGGACCUGUCGCUGCAAGUUCCAACCUCCAACUCCUUCGUGUCACCAGUGGUCAUGAUGGGCGACGUCAGCCCGUAUGGUUGCUCUCUUCAGUACGAGGUGGCCAAGUCGGGGAAGGUCUGGGGCCGAAUCAUCAACUACGAUCAUCACCCGUACAUGGGCGUCGACUGCAUUCGCAACAACAACCCAGCAAUUGCCGUCGGAGGUCCUUCGUGCCAGAUUGAGGCUGACACCGUCACUCGUGGUAUCCACACGAUGGUGUUCGACUGGUGCAACCUAACAAAGGGCCACAGCUACGAGGUCUCAGUCUAUGUUGAAGACAACAACGGCAAUCAGGAUGGCACCCUUGGCGAGGUCAUCAUAUUUGUUGUGCCGGCUUCAAACUGGUUGGCCACACCGAUGAUAUUGACCAGCACUCCCAAGACCAGUGACGUGUCCUUCUCCUUUGCUGCCGGGGCGGUGAUCGGACGAGCUUGGGCCCAGAUUAUGCUCCUCAACAAUGCAGCCAUUGCUACUGUAGCGGACAUCAAGGCAGCAACUUAUGCAGUUGGCACUGCCAGCUGCCGGCAAGACGAUGUCAACAUUGGCACCAGCAUGCUGUACUGGAGCCUGUCCGGCUGUGGUCUUGUGCCUUCCGUUGAGUACAGCACAGUGCUCUACGUGGAGGACAUGAACGGCUUGAACGACGGCUCAAUGGCAAACAUUCUGACAGUGGUUCCAAGCAGUAUCAGCAAUUACUUCGUUGAAGUCCCGCUGCCGGUCUCAAACGUCACUUCGGAUGGCGUUACCCUUGGCUUCACAGCCUAUGCAGCCAGCGGCAUGGCCUGGGCGAUGGUUCUGGAGGUUGGGACACAGCCGGCCAGUGCUGCGGAGGCCAAACUCUUGCAGAAUUCUGUGGGUGGAGCUGGUUGCAAGCCCUCCGAGAUGCUGAUCGACAACUCCAGGCAAUCGCUGGAGCUUGACGACUGCGAUCUGGUGCCAGGUCACAGCUACCAGGCGCUGGUUUACGUUGAGGCCGCCGUCGGAGGAGUCGCUGGUGUUUGGUCCACUGUCCCCAUCAUGGCACCGCUGGUGGAAGAAGUGGAGGAUCCCUUGGCACGAACUUACACAGACUUGGGAGUCAGCUCCGGUGAGGACUACGUUUACAACGUUCGCGCCGUGAACUUCAUCGGCGUCGGGCAGCCAUCUCCAGCUUCGGCCUCGAUUCGGGCUGGAAAUGCCCCUGCGGCUCCCGGCCUGCCCAUCAUCGCAUCACGGGCUUUGACAUCACUGACCGUGGAGUGGGCCCCGCCUUCCCCUUUGGGAUCUGAAAUUUUGAGCUUCCGGCUCUACAUGUCUGGCCCAUUGGAUGGUGGAGUGUACCAAGAGAUCUACAAUGGCCCGGACACGGCUUUCACCAAGGCCAUGCUCUCCACUGGCACCGUGUAUUACUUCCGGGUAUCUGCGGUGAACCACAUUGGUGAGGGCCAGCGCAGUGCGGCGAGAGAAGCAGCUGCCUGUGUUCUGCCGUCUGUGCCAAGCAACUUCACGGUGAAGUCCAGGUCAACCCUGGGAGUCACAGUCCAUUGGUCAGCCCCGCUCGCAGAUGGCGGUUGUCCGAUCACGGCUUACAGGGUGACUCAGGAUGGCGCGGUGGCUGCCACACAGGAACAUGCAGAGUACUCGCUACCCAUGGUGGUGCCAGCGCAGACAUAUACCUUCAGUGUCCUGGCGGAGACGCGCGUCGGGGUUUCGCCCAGCACGGCCACCAUGAGUGUCGUUGCAGCGGAAGCACCGGCAAAGGUCAUCGGGCUCCAGAUCGUCUCCAUGUCCACCAGCGGCAUCCAGCUGGGUUGGCUCGGGGUGCCGAGCGAUCUCAGCGGAGGGGUUCCCGUGACUGGGUAUCGCGUCUACAUCGGGGCCGUUGACCAGCCCUACACGUCCUGGGGUGAGACCAACAGCCUCACGACCCAAGCCUUCGUGGACCGGUUGGUCGCGGGAGGCUGGGAGCUCUCGCUGCGCUCUUUGCCCUUCCCGCGGACACCUUGCGACUUCCAGAUUCGUCUUCAGUAUCCGCCAUGGCGGCUUCAGGAUGUUGAGCGGGCUGGGAUAGAGGAGGAUGGCGUUCCUCGCAUUCGCUUCAAAGGAGGGCACUCCGUGGGCAAGGUUCAGGUCGGUCGGGGCUACCAUGACUUCGACGAGUACACUCUCUCUGCCAUUGAGGUUCAUGCUCCGAGUGAGCACACGCUGCGGAAAGCCAGCUGGGCCCUGGAAGUGCAAUUUUGGCACGAGCCACUGCCGCUGAGCCGCACGCACGACCUCAUGCAGCACACGCAGCAGGUACUCGAGGACCUGGGCGACACGGACAGUCGCUUCGCGGCGCUUGGCAGGGCCGAGGCAGCUCUCCGCAAGCAACUGAACGGGCAAAACGCGCCGUGGACGCGGGCAGCUGGCUUCACGAGCUCAAAGCAAGCUCUGGAUUGGGUGGAUGCUGCCAAAGAAGACGUCGCAUCCGUAUCUUCCUUGCUCAAGCAGGAUACCAAGGCUCUGCUUGGGCAAACCGACAAACUCCGGGAGGAGGUUGCAAAGCUGGUGAAAGCACAGAAUCGAAAAUUUGCAGGGCACCGUGUCGUGGUCUCGAUGUUCAUUCUGCGAGCCUCACCAGUUUUUCUGGGCGAGAUGAAUGGAACGGCUACUCCAUUGGUGAGGUGGCUGCGAGAGGCAUUAUCCUUCCAUCAAAUGCAGGACGCUCCCCCGCUCGAGCUACAAGCAAUACUGGGUGACAGGAGUGACCUCUACGGCUACGAAGGCAGUGUUCCUCGGCCACCCUGCACACCUAACGUGCGGUGGUUCAUCGUAGGCGAGCCUCAGCCUUCGGCCAUCGAGCAGCUGUCAGUCCUCCUCCAAGAGACUCGGCUGGCAGAUGCCGUGCACGGCAAUGCCAGACAGGUGCAGCCGUUUGGCCCGUCCAGGAGGCUUUUCUCGGUGCACAUGGACUGGGAGGCAUUUGAGGCACCGCCGAUCCCGAGGCAGGAGUCCCUCUCGCCGGGGAGGCAAAAGAUGAUCCUAGUAGAGAGAUACUGCAAGGUCUUUGUCCUUUGCUCUGUUUUUCUGAUGUGCACUCCGCUGGUUUUCCGCUUGCACAGCAGCUGUUCUACCGCUGACGACGACGAGGAGGAGGACGAAGCGUCGCCGUUGAAUCGAACGGAGAACGCAUGGCGCAUGCAGGCAUCCAGCUCCAAGGAAGCACUUGCAGGUCACCCUGCCCCUGGAGAGCAAGCUGGGAUCGAGCGGCAUGCGUGA
Molecule: messenger RNA, 19308 nt
Organism: Effrenium voratum
Lineage: Eukaryota; Dinophyceae; Suessiales; Symbiodiniaceae
Source: the annotation of a GenBank genome assembly